AUGGCUAUUGAGGAGCUGACACUUUACUAUUUUCCUGGAUCCUACUACUCUCAAAGGGUGCUGUUCUAUCUGAGAGCACGCAGUAUACCUUUCAAGGGCCGAUACGUGAACAUACUUCUUGGAGAAACCUACGAGCCAUGGUACAUGCGGAUGAACCCCAAGGGACAGGUGCCCGUCAUAAAGCAUCGCGGGGGGUACCUGGCAGACUCGUGUGCUAUUAUGCAAUACCUGGAGAAGGAAUAUGAUACCCCUCCAAAGUUGUUACCUGCAGCCUCGACUCCACAGCGAGAGGAAGCACUCCGGUUUACAGAUCUGAUCAAUUCCAUCAAGAUCGAAGUGAUCACGUAUGGGAUUAUAAGUUUUCCUCAUCUCUCGCAAGGUGGCAUGCUGGUCGGGAAAUUCCAAAAGUUAAUGGAGUGGAGAGCUAAAAGCAUGGGACAAUACACUCCGUUUUUAGAGAGAUAUAAAGCUAAAUCGCCAGACCUUGAAGAUGUGUACAACCAGAAGGAAAAGGACCUGAGCGAAUUUUAUGCGCAAUUUCGAGAUGAGGCCACGGUUCAAAGAGCGAUAGAUGGAGCGCAAAACGUCUUGGAUGAACUGGAGGACACAUUAGGAAAGAGAAAAGAAGGUGAAUGUUGGCUGUGUGGCCCUGAUAUGACAGUGGCAGACGUCAACCUGGCGAUUCUCAUCGGUCGACUGGACAGCGCCGGUAUAGGAUACAUGUUUUGGAAAAAUGGAAAACGGCCAAAUAUUGAGGCUUACUUUCACCGCCUCAAGAAAAACGACGUUUACAAAGCUGUAUGUGAGAUUAACCCAUUUCUGGGAAUUUUUCUCCCCCUGGUGAAGAAAAAGUUACCUUCCAUCCUUGGGAUCAGUGCUGUCUUGGCCAUGAUCGCCGUGGCCGUCUAUUUCUGGAGGAAAGGAGAAAUCGAUUUGAACACAAUUGUGGAAAAAGUGCAGUUUUGGAAAUAAGAAAGUGAUCGUAUAAUUUUAGAAGCAUUUUGCAUGAGUGGGUGUGAGUGGGUGGCCUUAGUGCAAAUAUCAACGUUAUUUAUAGAAUAAUAGAUGUAAAUGUAAUAAUAAUACAUGUAAAUGCAUAUAGAGAGACCAACCCUGUCCAAGGAAUCGGAUGACAAGCUGUUCUUCGUUUGUAGACAGACCAGCAACAUUAUAGCCUUUGCUGAUGUAUAUUUUACUAUUCAACCUUGAAGUGCUGUUUUUUUUUCUU
Lingula anatina is the source of this 1228-nucleotide messenger RNA. Its product is annotated as ganglioside-induced differentiation-associated protein 1-like. NCBI's taxonomy places the organism in Eukaryota, Metazoa, Brachiopoda, Lingulata, Lingulida, Lingulidae. Gene Ontology annotation, cellular component: mitochondrial outer membrane. Gene Ontology annotation, biological process: mitochondrial fusion; mitochondrial fission. The record is from RefSeq and is a predicted model, not a curated record.